Messenger RNA from Oryzias melastigma (Indian medaka), 4030 nucleotides. RefSeq names its product zinc finger protein 710b (gene znf710b). Lineage: Eukaryota; Metazoa; Chordata; Actinopteri; Beloniformes; Adrianichthyidae. Bases 16 to 2379 code for a protein of 787 amino acids. The record is from RefSeq and is a predicted model, not a curated record. Gene Ontology annotation, biological process: negative regulation of transcription by RNA polymerase II. The transcript is spliced from 5 exons. Gene Ontology annotation, molecular function: DNA-binding transcription repressor activity, RNA polymerase II-specific. Gene Ontology annotation, cellular component: nucleoplasm; nucleus.
AGGAGUUAGCGGUGAAUGCUACAUCCGUUCAUUAAUGGACGCGUGGAGGCUAAUUCCCUUGAAUUGAGUGGCAUUUCGCCUGGACUUGUUUUGAGGAGGAGCUCGGUUGUUUAUUCAUUCACGUCAGCCCAUUUUCGGUUGCCUUCCCUCCUUCCUGCUCCACACAACGGGGACCCUCCACUGACUGUCCCCCACCCCCCCAUUUUAAUAUUCAACCACGGACAGGUCGCCACAAUAAACCGCUUUUGGAAUCAGGAGGAGGCGAGCCGGCGCCUGGGUAGAUGUGAGCCCAAGGUAAUGGCCAGGCUGGUGGACAUAAGCACACAAACAGAUCCUGUUGUCGUGCUGUCCUUAGCCCAGGCCGCCGUGCUAGGUCUCAUCUCCCAGAAUGAAGUUUUCGGAGCUACUAUUGCACCUAACGGCUUCUACACCGGCGAACCCAAAGAGUCCCCUGCCCCCCCAGUAGACGGAGUUGACUACGAGUACGCUGACCAGCUAAUUGGCGCUAACGGAGAUUACUUGGGAGACAACUUAGAAGACAACCAGAUGCAACCCAGCUGCAGCCAGAGGAGGUGGCAGCAAGGGCCACCCCAGCACCCCGACGAGAAAAUGAUCCUCCCCAAUCGUCAUGGUCUUCAAGGUAGUGAUCUGCCAGUGGCCUCUUCCCACGUGAAAGGGGAAGUCGUGACCUCUGGGAUGCCCUCCUGCAUCCACAUGCUGAACAAUAUGGCUCCAAGAGGUGGUUUAGUCCAAGUAGAUCCAGCCGCUCUCAGAGCCGCCAACAAGAACUGUGCUGAGUGUGAACGGGAAGCAACUAACCAGCAGCAAGCUAAUCCUCACGUCCACCCCGCUCCACCCCAGGUGGCCCACAGAGGGCCAGAGCAGGGCCACAGAGGGCUUCAGGGCCAGCGCCCCAUGGGAGGCCACGGUCGAGGGGGCAGAGAGGGUGAAGAGGAGGUAGAACACCAGACGAACGCCAUGAUGAAGCCCACGCAACAAGAGGAAGCCAUCAGCAGCUACUUCCAGACCAGUGAAGUGGGUAGCUAUGAUUCAACAGAAAUGGGAAUGGGUGGCGAGUACGAAGACAGCAGCCAGAGCAUGAUGUGGACGGAUGGAAGCAGUGGAACGCAGCACCAGCAACCUCCACACCCCCAACCACCUCGUCGUCACGGCGGCCGCAGAGUAGACCGCCUGGAUAUCAACAUCCAGAUCGACGAGUCCUACUGUGUCGAUGUGGGAGAUGGUUUAAAACGCUGGAAGUGCCGGAUGUGCGACAAGUCGUACACUUCCAAGUACAAUCUCGUCACACACAUCCUGGGCCACAACGGGAUCAAACCUCACGCCUGUCCACACUGCGGGAAACUCUUCAAACAGCCCAGUCAUCUUCAGACGCACCUGCUGACUCACCAAGGCACCCGGCCCCACAAGUGCACUGUCUGCAAGAAGGGCUUCACGCAGACCAGCCACCUGAAGCGGCACAUGCUCCAACACACCGACGUCAAGCCCUACAGCUGCCGCUUCUGCCGCCGAGGCUUCGCCUAUCCCAGCGAACUGCGAGCGCACGAGGUGAAGCACGAGCGCGGACGCUGCCACGUCUGCUCGCAGUGCGGCAUGGAGUUCCCCACUUACGCUCACCUCAAGCGACACCAGACCAGCCACCAGGGCCCCCACACCUUUCAGUGCACCGAGUGCAACAAGUCCUUCGCCUACCGUAGCCAGCUGCAGAACCACCUUCUGAAGCACCAGAGCCCGAGGCCUUACACCUGCUCCCAGUGCGGCCUGGAAUUUGUGCAGCUCCACCACUUGCGUCAGCAUUCACUGACUCACAAGGGGAUGAAAGGCCACAAGUGUGACGUGUGUUCUCGAGAAUUCACGCUGUCUGCCAACCUGAAGAGGCACAUGCUGAUUCACAACAGCGUCAGACCCUUCCAGUGUCACGUCUGCUUCAAGAGCUUCAUCCAGAAGCAGACCCUGAAGACCCACAUGAUCGUUCACUUACCCGUGAAACCGUUCAAAUGCAAGGUAUGUGGCAAGUCUUUCAACAGAAUGUACAACCUGCUGGGCCACAUGCACCUCCAUGCUGGCAGUAAGCCCUUUAAGUGCCCAUACUGCACCAGCAAGUUCAACCUGAAGGGGAACCUCAGCAGACAUAUGAAGGUGAAGCAUGGAAUGGACGUCUCACCAGAGGGCCAAGCGGAGGUUCUUCCGGAAAUGGAGACCCAGGGCGACUACGAGAACCAGAACUUCAGCUUUACAUCACCAGACACUAUGGACAACAGCGGCUCCCAGAACCUGACUAAGCUCACUACAGCAAACAUGGAGGACAUGGAGGAGUAUUACAAUUUUGGGAAGGAUACAGGCAGCUACACCACACCUUGAGGCAUUGAUGGAAACGAGGAGAUGCGCUUUCCCUUUUUCGGGUAUUUUCUUUUGAGGCCUAAAGGAAAUUGCAGAUUUUUUUCUGAGGCUUUGGGGAGACUCUGGGAAAGUGUUUUUGUUUUUUCUUCUUCUUUUUCGUCUUGGCCUCCUUCCAAAAGAGCAGAUCUGACUGAGGCAAGGAGAGAGCCGAACUUCAAAGACAAAAACGCUUCAAAUCCGUUGCCUGGAACAGAGACAGUGAAACUGUUGGCGUGUGCUCGGAGCUCCUUUUAAAGGAUUACUACACUCACCGACUCAAAGACUCUGAUAGACACUCAAAUCUAUAUGUUGUGUGUAAGUAUCAGUUAUUGCAGAAAAAAAAGAAGAAGCUGCAGAGCCAUCAGUUACAUUUGAUGUGAUGGAAAAUCAUCGUUUGCCAUUUUCAUUCAUGCACAACCAAUGUAUGCCCUUAUAUUUUUGACUGAAAGUGCCAGCUACAGACAUUUUGCAACGAAGCUUUUACCGUGUCAGCUAUUUACUCACUGUGUAUUGACGUUUGGGGUACAUAGUCACUACAUAUUCAUAGGUUUGAAUGCUCCUAUUUAACAGCCCUAAUUACCCAUUCCUUUUUAGCCGUUCAUUUUUACAUGUGAACGGUUCGGCCUCAAGUGUGUUUGUGCAUUUUUGUGCACAGGACAUUCGUUUUCCCUAAUCGGGGCCCUUUCUAUCAAAGUUGCCGCUCAUGUCAGCCAAAAAUCGGAGAAAAUGAUAGCUGGCAUGUAAAUCUCUUUCAUUGUGAAAAAAAGAGUGUUAACCCGCCCUCUUUCUGUUUUAGACGCUUUAGCUUCACAGCGAUAACCUAUCCGUGUGGUGAAUAUACUGCUCUAGUUUUUGAAUUACUGCAUCAACAAUACAAAGCACUUUUACAGCCAAACCGUUCCUUUUCUUGUGAAAAUUGGUUUGUAGGAUUCAAAUCCUUUGCAUCCAGGAGAAAAUGAGGUGGAAGAAAAAAAAAAAGAUUGUUAUAAUCUUUAACCUCAUUUUUUUUAUUUUUCUUUAUGGCAAUACUAAGCGAAUUAGCUUCCUUAUAAGGUUUUUGUAAAACUCUGAUUCCCAAAUAGAAGUGUUUUACUUUGAAAUCACUCUUUUUGUAAUGUACUGAAGAAUCCUUAAUUGAGGAGAAACCUGUACUAGAUCAAAAUUAACAGUUCUGCUUUAGAUUUUGAAAGGAUAGAGUGAUACUAACCCCAGCACCUCAAAUCUAGUUUUGGGGACGGCUUUCGGCUCCCCCUGUCCUGCCAUGCAGGUCAGCCUCAAUAUGCACACUAAACCAGAGGAAUGGUCUAUUGUUUCUUUUUUUUUCCAGGUGAAAAUGAUUAAACUCAGACCUCUUGGAAAUUGACUAUGAAUUAUUUAAUAAAGGUUCUCUAGUUUAAAUGAUGGAUGAGGCGGGUUUAAUCUGUCGCAGUGUUAAGUCACAGUGUUGAGGCUGUUAGAACGACUCUGCUCGUCCUUCACUUUGAUCUGUCAUGAAGAAAAAGUGAAACUGACAGAAUUUUAUAAGCUUUAUCCUCACAGGGGAAACACAAUUAGCCGACAUUGAAACAGACUUACAUUUUUCUUUCUUGGUUCUCUUUUUCAGAUUAAAUAAAUGAGAUGGACUAAUUCAAAA